Funneliformis caledonium is the source of this 808-nucleotide messenger RNA. Lineage: Eukaryota; Fungi; Glomeromycota; Glomeromycetes; Glomerales; Glomeraceae. The record is from the annotation of a GenBank genome assembly.
AUGACUUCAAACGAUAGAAUUAUUUUAAAUGUCGGUGGUAUAAAGUAUGAAACAAAAAAAUCGACCAUUGCUAAAUAUCCUAACACACGUCUUGGGGAAAUAUUUAAUGGAAAUCAUAAAUCAUGUUUGACAAAUAAGAAUGAAUAUUUUAUCGAUCGUAAUGGUUAUGCGUUCCGUUACGUAUUAGAAUAUUAUCGUACAGGUCAAAUUUUGUGGACGACUUCAAAUGAACCGGGAGGAUGUUGUAAUGGGGUUAGUCGUAAAGAGAUGAUUUUGGAAUUUGAAUAUUAUCAAAUUCCAAAUAAUCUAAAGCAAGAACAAGAACAAGAUGAUAAAGAAUAUGAUUUAAAUGUAGUCAGAGAUUUAAUUAUUAAAGAAAUGUCAAAUGCAACCUUUUCUUCCGUGACUCCUUUGACUAAUACGAGACCAUCAACCAUCGAUACUACUCAGACUUAUGUACCUAACAAUGAUGGUAAUAAUGAAUUGAUCAGAUUGAAUAGGUGGACGACAUUCGAAGAACAUGGUCAAAUUGUGGAUUCAUUUAUAAUUGCUUUAAAACAUGUGAUUUAUGAAAUACAUCGUAAUUUUAGAAGACAAGUUAAUUUCUUUUUUCAUUAUAGGCUACCUGUAAAUGAAAAUCAAAGUCAUAAUACUUGUUCUUCGAUUUACGUUGAUUUAGAUCUUGAUAGCAUAAGAGAAAUUAUGAAACCAUUUCGAAUAAGCGGAUAUAGAUUAUUGGAAUUGUAUGGGAGCGAUAUUGAAAAAAAAUUGAAAGGAGAUUUUGAGGAUACUAUUACAUUUGAAAUCC